UUCCAAACUUGAAAAAUGUUGUGUUUUGUUUUCAGACAAGCGGUGUGGUGCUAUAUAUCCAGAUGCAGUUGUGUCAAAGGUCACUCCGGGAUUGGCUGGUCAGUAGGAAUGCGCAGGCUGCCUUAUUACAUGACCCCUUUGGUGGUGUCUCUGAGGAUGACAACAUGAGACUAUUCCAGCAGAUUCUACAGGGAGUGAACUACAUCCACUCACAGGGACUCAUGCACCGGGACCUCAAGCCUCCCAACAUUUUCCUGAUGGGUGAGGAUGAACAUGUGUGCAUCGGUGACUUUGGGCUGGCCAGGGAAGACCUGCGGGACACCCACGGGUCCAGUCCCCCCCUCACACCCCUGGAGAUGCCCGACGUCAUGGCGGGAGAGACCACGCACACAUCGGGGGUGGGCACGUGUACAUACGCAUCACCAGAACAACUCAAGGGAACCACGUAUAACAGUAAGUCUGACAUGUACAGCAUGGGAGUCAUCUUGUUUGAGCUGUUCCACCCCUUCGGGACUGAGAUGGAACGUGCCAAGUCUAUCCAGGACUUCCGAGAAGGCAGGGUUCUACCACAAGUCCUUGUGGAAAGAUGGCCGAGACAGUGUGACUUUAUGCAGCUACUGACCAGUGAUGAGCCCAAGUACAGACCAAGUGCCAAAGAUAUCCUCAAGAGUGAUCUUUUCCACGACAAGGAUAAGGUUAUCGCCAAUUUGAAAGCCAUGGUUGACAAGCAGUCCAGGGAAAUGGCGGAACUGAGAAGACAACUGAAGGAAAGGGAGGACAUGUUGUUGCAACUCAGGAGGGACAGAAGUACACAUUAAAUAUGAAUCCACGUCAUACAUGGAGAAAAACAUAUACUAUUAGGAAUGUUGAUUUGACUAUACAAAUGACAUCCUCUGGGAACCCCAAAACUGAUGGGAAGGACAAAAAAACAGUUUGGCCAAAAAAAGUUGCCUUCAUUAUGAAAAAGUGGUCAGGAUGCACAUGACUGAAUACACAGAGAAGUAUCGAACAAUUAUAGAUUUUCCAUAGGUUCUUUCACAUCUGACAUUUGGAUUUACUUUGACAUUCAGCUACGUUAGUAUCUGUUUUCUGAUAUUGUUUGCAAUUUACGGCAUGUGCAUGCGUGUUCUUUUGCUGAUAUUGUAGCUGCUUUGUACAAACUUCAUAAUAAGAUUGGUUCUUCAAUCAAAAUAGUAUGAAAUGUAUGUGUAUACAUUUGUAAUAUUUUAAGAUUUUGUUUUGUGCAAGGCAAACUGUAAGCUACACUUCUCAACAUGACUUCAAGCAACAUGAAGCAAUGUUAUCAAAUACAUAGACACAUAUGUACUACCACUUCUACCUCAUGAUUGAACUCUGUUUUGAUUUUUUUUGUGCAUAUUUCUACAAACUGUUAGUUCCCAGUAAAAAUUCUUAUGACACGAAUUCAUGUGAAAGAGUUACCGAGUCUUGCAGUUUUAAUUCAGUGCAGUAUCAACUGGUACCCUUGUUACAACUAUGAAGUAUGUCUUUGAAUUGAUGAAAACAUUUUGUUAGUGAAAA
Messenger RNA from Branchiostoma floridae (Florida lancelet), 1539 nucleotides. Its product is annotated as eukaryotic translation initiation factor 2-alpha kinase 1-like. Bases 63 to 818 code for a protein of 251 amino acids. Gene Ontology annotation, molecular function: ATP binding; protein kinase activity. NCBI's taxonomy places the organism in Eukaryota, Metazoa, Chordata, Leptocardii, Amphioxiformes, Branchiostomatidae. The transcript has 6 exons. Gene Ontology annotation, biological process: protein phosphorylation. The record is from RefSeq and is a predicted model, not a curated record.